Babesia sp. Xinjiang is the source of this 3852-nucleotide messenger RNA. RefSeq lists its product as uncharacterized. Lineage: Eukaryota; Apicomplexa; Aconoidasida; Piroplasmida; Babesiidae. The transcript has 2 exons. The coding region runs from base 1 to 3852 and encodes 1283 amino acids. The record is from RefSeq and is a predicted model, not a curated record.
AUGGAGGUUUGUGGUUGUUCUUCUGGUGAUCAACCACAUGAGAAGCUUACUUGUCCCCCGGGUAACCUGAAGGAAUGUAUCGAUUGGAUUCUGAGGUUAACGGGGAAGGAUGAUACGAAGAAUGGUGAUCAGAAUGGUAAGGAACUGGGAGAGAAGGUAAAGGCGUUACUUCAAAAAGCUAAUGAAGCUGCCAAAAAGAAACUCAAUGAUGAUCAAAAAGUGCUUAAAGAAGUAAUACAAAAGUUGAAUGGUAAUGGUCAAUUGAUCACCAAUUUGGCCGAUAAGCUGAAAGAUUUCAUUGGUUACAAUGAUGGUGGUACAAUUGGUAAUGGUCAGAUUGGUAAUGAUGGUAUUGGUAAAACUGGUACUUACACCUCUUCUUACGAUAAAGCCAACUGGAAUGACCAAUGUGUUAACAAACAACUCUGCGCUCGCAUCUUCCUCGGCACUAUCCCCGUAAUGUUUUCCGGUUUGAGUUAUUUGUAUUGGCGAUGUAAUACGGGUAAUGGUAGUGGUGAUCGUUGGACCAAGCAGCUAAUCAACAACUCUGGGAACCCCCUUGGCAUCUAUUUCGCCUGUUGUGGUUAUAAAAAAGAUGACUUGAAAAGUGAUAAGCAAGGUUCGGCUAUCACAGGUUUACUCACUGAAUUCAAAGACAACGGUACUGCCAACGUCAAAGAUGACUACUCGAAAUACAUCAACACAUUACUAGAAAACACCAGAAAAAAUGCCCCUAGCAAUGCCACGAAACACCCCCUCUCCACUCUCUACAUCGCAUCGCAAUAUUAUUUUCAAUCGCAAUUCAACAAUGCUGGUACCCGUGUCCCAACCACCAUCAGAGAAAUGCUAUAUUGGUUAAUGGCUCUACCCUAUAGUGGUUGUUUCCAGUAUGCGGAACAGGAGAUUAAGAAUGGUAUCAAUAAGCAUGGUAAGAUUAUACCAUUCAACGAUGUCACCUUAAACGAUACUGAUCCCCUCGACUGUCUUAUAUUAACCACUUGCCAUUACGCCGGUGUAGUACUAUCCACUAUACAAGGUACCCUCAAUGGCCUCAAAACGGAAGAUGGCACAGAACAAUUGAACCUUCACAACAUCUAUUCCAAUUCCCACUUCAAAUUCAAUUACCCGAACAACCUCUCCGAUUGGUUCAAUGAACUGUGGAAUGUGGUGUAUUAUUUAUUGUCUCAAUUAUAUUUCCUCAGGGAACAGUGUAGAACAUGUGUAGGCUCAGGUUGCGGUUGGCGGUGGUGUACAUACGGGAAAGACGUAAAAUAUGACAACCUUAAAUCUUGGAUUUGCACUGCCAAUCCAUGUGGUGGCAGUCACAAUGGUGGUACCUGCGAUCAAUCCAAUGCCCACACCUCCAAUUGCGGCAAAGACACCCAUCGCUCCCCCCUCCAAGCUUUCCUAUGUGACCUACUUACACCAUUCCAAUGUGAAUUCCUAAAAAACGAUAAAUGUCACGUGGAAAACGGUCAACUUGUACCCACAGGUGGUGUCACCCCUGUACCAUAUAGUGACCAUGUUUCCCAUCGCAAUUUCAAUCAAUAUUGCCCAGUACCAAUGGGAUUCAAUCACGAAAUGUUAACACAGACCGAUCGCACUGGUGACUGUAUCUAUUGGAUACUAGUUUACUUCAACCAAAGUGACCGUAACUCCGUCAGUCUCGACAACAUAAUCAUAUGUCUAAUGUGCUGCAGCCUACGUACCCCCCGUACAGUCGGCGAUCUCUUCUCGUUCUUCCUCCAUGCUGGGUUUUUCUUGAAAAAUGGUGAUGUCUCUACUGCCAUUGAAAAUGAAGGCAACAACACCCCUACUAAACCCAUUGCAGAAUGUAAGCAGAUAACCACCGAUCUCAAUAAUCUGGCUGGUAAAAAACAUACCAGUAAGCCUCCUCGCCACACCUCCGAUGCCGACCUCUACACCCUCUACAACAGUGAAUGUGACAACCCCAACACCUGUGGCAAUUACCUCCAAUCGCUCUCCUAUAGUAUCUAUUGCAAUAUUUCUAAAACUUUCGCUAUGUCCUAUCUAUCACAUAUUGUGUACCUCACGGAUGUCCUCAAAGAAGGUCUUAAAGUGUUACUUACAGAGUUCAACAAUCUCACGUGCGAACAUUGUACGAAAUGUAGCCCUCAUAAAAAUAAUCACGAUACAGCCUGCCAAUGUCCCACCAUCGUCCAAUGCGGUGACGUCCUACCCCUUUUCUUCAAAUACGGCUUCACGUACUAUUACGCAGCUGCAUUGAACGGAAAAGCUUACGACUCAAAAACUCGACAAUCCAAACCCGACUGGCUCCGCAAAUGCUCCCAAUUCUCCACUCAACUCCACGCAGUCAUCACCGGCAAACCAUUCAAUGACCUCCUCUCUGCCAUCGAAAAAUUCCUCCUUUGCAUCCGCCAACCCUUCCUGUACUACCUCUUCACAUUCUGGCUUAACAUCAAGACUGCCGAUCUCACGGGCUACCCCCAAAACACCACCUCCGAGAAAUACUCCAAAACACGGAUCUGGAUACAACUCAUUAUUGACACUUCCCCGGAUUCAACCUACUUCCAACACUCUGAGGCCAAUGCCAUGAUACACCGAGUACACAGUGGUGAUGUCCCUGUACAACACCUUAUCAACCUUAGUUGUCCAAAGGAUCCUGUGAUACAUAACCUUGUUCAGACCCUCUUGAGACUGGAUGACCUGAGUCAUAUCCUUGCAUGGACCUAUAAUGCACAAAGUGUUGACAUUGUGGAAUUCACCAAGCUAAAUCUCACAUUCCAUGCGGAACUACACAACAACCAUGUACGUUACAUGUGCCAAGAACACAACGGCCUGUAUAUCUACAUGGGUGACGUAUGGCACAGUCCCUUGACCGCAGCUCUGGUCCGUGGCCUCGAAAACAGUUUAUUGUUAUCCGACCAUGACGGUGGUAUCUAUAUAAUGGUUAGUACAGUGAGGUAUCCCAUGCGAGUGUUCCCCGAAAUACCCCAAGUGACGGCACUGUCCCAGGAUAUCGCCCAGGUGCUACAAGGCGUCGCCUGGCCCGAGCUCAUCUACGACGGUGGAAACACACACUGGCUCUCUGCCAUCGACACCGGCAGUCGUCACUAUUUGUACAAAGUCCACUCCUCAAGGUCUUUCCUGUUUGUCCCGACCUACGCCUCGAGCUUGUUCCUCCUUCUCAACAGGUUCCUGGAUAGACAGUACGAGCAGGUGUGCAUGAUCAGCCGGACCACUCUGUUCGAAGACGAAAGUGACAACAGCGAGGAACGUGCCUUCUGGGAGAUACUGGGACAAAUCACCUCGACCAGUGAUCCACACCCCAACGCCUAUGCCUGCCGACUCCACCUGCUCCUCGCCGCCAGCAGACAGGGACUCCACGUGACCCAGGGUAUCCACGUGAAACGGAGACCCAAAUCAACAAGGUACCUGCGACAUUUCCUCGGGACUCACAAAGUAACCACGGAGGAUGGUGUUUUGGGGGUGAAUUGGAUCCUACACCAGGAACUACUGGGGUACAUCACCCACUUGAGGUGGAUCUCCGCUGGGUGCCGAUUGACCGUGAAAGAGGAACGUGAACUACUGCUGAUGUGCCAACCACAGUUUGCACAGUACCCCCUGUUGUCAAAUAGAUUAGCCAUAUUGAAUGGGUUGGACACGUCACCGAGACAUUGUAGAGUUGUGGCGAAAGUGGACAUCACAUUGCCAAAGAGACCCGAAGUGUACAACUACGACAUGAGAAAUGACCGUAGCUGUGUCGAGAAAAGCGUGCAUCUAGACAACAUUUGUAACAUAUUCGGUGGUAUGCGUUACAAGAAACUGGAUACUGUGGUGUNAUGGUGCCGAUGCCCUGUGCUAUGUUGA